Iphiclides podalirius (scarce swallowtail) is the source of this 546-nucleotide messenger RNA. Lineage: Eukaryota; Metazoa; Arthropoda; Insecta; Lepidoptera; Papilionidae. The record is from the annotation of a GenBank genome assembly.
AUGUACCAUAUUUAUGACCUUUACUGUAGCCAGGCUAGCCUUGGUAUUUCUGUUCGGCCUGAAGUAAGAGAAGCUUGGACGAUCGUGAAGGAUGCAGCAGGAAAGGCUAUGGAUGUGCUGUUUGGACGUGAAGACUAUUUGGCUUUGCAGGCUGGUCCAUUUCUCAAUGAAUUCUAUGAGAAAAGCUCCGCUGUCAUGGCUGGGAACGAUGCACAGAAGUUGAGGGUAUACUCGGCGCAUGACGUCACCGUCUACUACUGGAUGUCUGCCGCCAAAGUGAGACCGAAGCAGGGAGUGCCAUAUUAUAAUGCAGUCUUCGCACUGGAACUGAGGAGGGUCGUCGAAACCGGAAAAUAUGUGGUCCUGCCGCUGUACGCCAGUUCACCCGGUCAACCGGUCCAGUACUUGAAAGUGGAAGGGUGCGGAACGGAACUCUGCGACAUCGACGAGUUCCGGGAGAUCACCGCGCCGUACACCCUGGACGAGAAGACGUGGAGGAAGGAGUGCGAAUUCGACGAAGACAUAGAAAUCGAUGAUUUGUCUAUG